Stylonychia lemnae is the source of this 1518-nucleotide messenger RNA. NCBI's taxonomy places the organism in Eukaryota, Ciliophora, Spirotrichea, Sporadotrichida, Oxytrichidae. The record is from the annotation of a GenBank genome assembly.
AUGGAAUCUAGUAAAUAGCAGCAACAAUUCAAAGGGAAGCAGGAGAGCAGAAUGCUUCUUUAUGUUGAUGCUUUGAAUUACUCUAGACGGUUUUUCAAUGACUCAAACUUUUGGAACUUAAAAAAGCCUUUUAUAAAAAUCAGAAGAUUUGUAGACGCGGCUCGUAAGUCAGGAAUUGAUAUUGAAGUUUACAUUGAUGCGGGCAUGCAAACAAAAGAAGCGUUAACUAAAUGGAGGACUAGGAGAGAAGCUUAAGUCAAAAAGUGUGAGAUGAAUGUCCCCACUUGCCUAUCCUAAAUAUAUGGUGAUAUGUUUAGAGGACUCAAGGUGCCUGUCUGGUAUUCAGAUGUGGACAAUGAUGACACCUUAGCUUCAUAUGCACAUUUCUAUGGAGCAUGUAUUUUGAGUUAAGACAAAGAUUUCUUCAGAUAUACUGAAGGGAGGUUCCCCAUAUAUCACGACUUUAUCAUAGAUGAUAAAGGCUAUUUAAUUUUACAAAGAGCUAAGGAAUUUGAUCAUCCAAAGAAGAGGUCAAUAAUUCAACCUCCACCUAACGUUUUUGAAUAAUAUCCAAUUAUUCCAAAAAUUCAUUAAAUGAAUGAGUACUUAAGAGGCUGUCCUAGUGCCUUAACAAAAUAUACUGGCAAUCUGCAACGAACAUUUACAGAACUAAGAGCAUAUUUUUACUUUUAAUAGGGCAUAAAUUUCCCAGUUAACGAGAAAUAUCCUGAAUGGGAUCCUGAAUAAGAGGAGGUUUACUGGACCUAGGAGAUAGUCGAGCCAGUCAAAAAUAUGUUCAAAACUAAAGUACUAGACAUAAGAAAAAUAAUUGAUUACUAUAAGGAUAAAGUUGUAAGACCGGACAUUUUAAAAGAUGAUGAGCUAGCUUGGAGCAAUCAUCUUUAUGCUUUUGCUGCAUUAAUUAGUGAAAUCCUUGCUAAAAUAUUCAGAAAACCUAUGCACGUAUAUAUACAGUAAUGCCAAGAUUAUAUGACAGAAAUUGGAAUGAUGAAUAAAAUUGAUAAUAGAGGGAAAAAGCAUACUCAUAAAUUGAAAAUCGGAAAAUAGUAAAUCGAAAAUAACCCCGAAUAGGAAAUUAGUAACAUACCCACUGAAUAAGAUGAGCUAAGAGCUAUGACGGAUGAGUUAAAAGCUACAUUGUAGCUAAUGGGGAACCUAAAUAUUUAAACAGAUUUUAAUGCCUAAUUGAAAGAUCAGGAAAACUUACAAAAUAAUGAAAAAGAUAUUUCAAUAUAAAAUGCAACACUUGAUAUUCAAAAUUCUAAUGCUAACACUCCUGCUUAAGUCUCUAUUUAAUCAUCGUAGCAGAAAGACUAAUAAUCGAAUAAAAAGAACAGUAGAAAAAAUAAGAAGUAGAAAAAUUAACAAAAAGAGAUGAAAUAUUAAGUUAAAGAAAAAAUAGAGAAGGUUGAAAAAAAUUUUGAUAAAUCAUUAUAACCAUAGUAAAAAUUUGUAUACAGACCUAAAGUCUAGCAAGUUCAAAACAAUGAAUAAUGA